CUGACGCGUACUAGGGUGGUCAGAAAUGGGGAGUGGACAGAGAGAGGACUGGUGACACUGGACAGGACAAUAGGAGUAAGAUGCUUACAGCUGGCAUGGUGGGAAGCAAAUCAGGAACCCGUAGGAGAUACCAGUAAGAGUUGAACCACCUAGUCAUUAAACAAAGAAGUGUUUUGCUGUCGAAGGAUGGGUGCCUGCUGCAGUCGUGACCCCACACGGGAGAUCGGUCAAGAGCUGGUUCCUAUCAAACGUCACGCCGUCUGGCCAAGGGCAGCCAAGGUAGUCACUAACCUCGAUGACCAUGAAUUCUCCACGUGGGAUCUCACGUGUCACACAAGUCACAACCAGAGGACCACCACAUUUCGACAUCCUGUGACUGGACAGAUUUCCCCAGAGAACAUGGAUUUUAUCCUGCAGCCGCAGGGUACUCGAAUGAUGUCAAAACCUGCGGGUGAGCAGCUCUCCAGUACCACCGUCAGCGAAGCCUCUACUGCCAUCACCUCUUCCACUGUGGACACGUCAGCCUCCAAGGGCUCCCGGUCCAGUGGCAAGGUGCACAGCUUUGGGAAGAGAGAGCAGUCCAUCAAGAGGAAUCCCAACGUCCCUGUGGUGGUCCGCGGAUGGCUGUACAAACAGGACAGCUCUGGGAUGCGUCUUUGGAAGAGGAAAUGGUUUGUCUUGGCUGAUUUCUGUCUGUUUUACUACAAAGACAGCAGAGAGGAGUCAGUCCUGGGCAGUAUUCCUCUGCCCAGCUAUGUCAUUUCACCAGUGGGACUCGAGGAUCACAUCAACCGCAAGUAUGCCUUUAAGGCUAGCCACACUGGUAUGCGCUCGUACAUUUACAAGCAGACCUCUGUGAUUGGCUCGCAGGCGGAGCACACUGGGAUGCGAACCUAUUACUUCAGUGCCGACACCCAAGAAGACAUGAACACCUGGCUUAGGGCCAUGAACCAGGCCACGCUGAUGCAGAACCACAGCGAUGCAAUGAUCAGACCAGCUGAUAAGUUGUCGCAGCAGGCUGUCCCACAGACAAACCAUGUAAGCCACCACAAGACCAAGACUUUCGAUUCUGAGACAACAAGACAGAUGAUUCAUGAGGUUCUCCUGGAGCCCAUACACCGUGACGCAGAGGAGCGUUGCAGCUUUCACAAAGACUCUCCUGCCACCAUCAUGUUGGAUCCCCCCAUAGGAAGCACUGGCCUAGAAAUGGACACGCACACUUCCCUCCCAUCUAAUCCCGCACCCUCUGCCGUACCACAGCCAGAUCACAUUUCGGCUUCAGCGCCUGUGUCCAGGGUGCCGUCCCGUGCUCCGUCACGAGCCGCUUCGACUUUGCCCUCCAGCAUUUGCACAAGAAAUGGCCUGGUCUCCACACCCAGCCCCAUACUGGAACCCAACGGCAUCGCAGCAGGGACGUAUCAAAGGGCCCCAGAGCCACCUGCUAAUAACACACAAAAGCACGCUCAGAGGAGAAGUACCCUUGACCAGGUGGAGCAGUGGGUCAAAGUACAGAAGGCUGAGUACAAAGGUGCCCCAUCCAGAGAGAACACCCUCCCUCGUCGCACACCACCAACGCAACACAAGUACACCUCCAUCGACGCCUACCAAACCCUGCCAAAAACUCCUCGCCAAAGUCCCCCACCUGGCCGACUCGGCGAGUACAAGUAUGCCCAGGACCGCCUGAGUCACUUUCGCCUGACCCCAGAUCAGGGGGGCCCGGCGUCCAACACUGUCUGGCAACUGUAUGAGUGGCAGCAGCGCCACCAGUACCGUCACGGCAGCCCUACCGCACCGCUUUACACCCCGGCCCCAGAGUAUCCAUUUGGCCCCCGCCCACCAUCUACUGUGCCUCCCUCCUCUUCAGCACCUAGGUCAGAGGGCUCUCCUCGCUGUGUCUCAGUACCACCAUCAUCAGCAGACAUACCUCCACCAGGCCCUCCUCCUGGUAUCAGCCGAACCCUGUCCCCCGCACGGAGGCCACACACGCCGGCUGAGCGGGUGACAGUCAAGCCUGUGAGUGAUAUAUCCGUGUUGAACAUCCCCUUCACUGUUUCCCCUCGCAGGACCAAAUCUCAGCUGUUUAAGGCUGCUACUGUUGAGAGACGAUCAAUGCCUCCGUCCGGCUACAUCACUCACACAGUCAGUGCACCCAGCCUUCAUGGCAAAACGCCCGAGGAGCUCACUCUGCUCCUUAUUCAGCUGCGUCGCCAUCAGGCCAAGAUGGCUUCCGCACGUCAGCAAACGUUAGCCCAGCUCCAGCGGCUCAAUGGUCCCAAAGAUCCUUUCCAACACAACCACCUCUUCAGUGCUACCACCACUAGCACCAGUCCCCUCCUCAGCGCCGGCCCCUCUCCCGUGUCCCAUGUUGGACACAUGGGCCUCUCGGCAUCACUUGGCCCUUGCAACACCCAGGCUGAUGACACCUAUAUGCAGCUGAAGAAGGACUUGGAGUAUCUGGACCUAAAGGUACUGAAGGAGUCAGGAAAACCUGUCAAGGUUGCAGAAAGUGAUGUGGAUGUGAAGUUGAGUCGGUUAUGUGAACAGGACAACAUACUAAAGGAUCUGGAGGCGAGGAUCAGCUCCCUGAAGGACGACAAGGACAAGCUGGAGAGUGUAUUAGAUUUGUCCCAUCAGCAGAUGGAGCAGUACCAGGAACAACCAGCUCAUGCCCACAAAAUUGCCUACCAGCAGAGGCUGCUGCAGGAAGAUCUGGUGACGAUCAGGGCGCAAAUAUCCCGCGUUUCCACGGAGAUGGCACAUGCCUGGGAGGAGUACAGCAGGCUUGAGAAUUCAGUAGAGCAGUUGAGGCUAGCACUGCAGGCACAAAUGAACCACAGCUCCACCUCUCAGCAAGAGAAAGCUGAGAUGAAGCGCGAGCUGUGGAGGAUUGAAGAUGUGAUGGCCGGACUGAGUGCCAGCAAAACCAACUACAAGAUUACCAUCGACUCUGUCCAGAACCCAGAGAGGAAAUUAGUGCCUUCAGUGUCAGAACCAGCAGUGCCUUCUCCCAGUGCAGAGAUUCAGCCUCCUCCUCGCAGCUCCAUCCCAAACAUCCACUCUUAUACUUUGCCUCACAGCACUGUGCCAAAGUGGGCAGAGGACAGUGCCCCACCCAGGCCACCACUGCCUCGCCAGUACGACUAUGAGGAUAUACCUCCUGUGGUUCCGCCCCUCCCCAAAGAGGCCUCAGUUAUCCGCCACACAUCGGUGCGUGGGCUGAAGCGCCAGUCAGAUGAGAGGAAGAGGGACAGAGAAAGUGGGCAAUAUGUUGUCAAUGGAGACUAUAAGACUGACUUGCGUUCAUACCUGAGUGAACCAGAGCUGCCAGGAGUAAACCACCACAACAUUGGGUCUGACACUGACUAUCAGUAUUUCUCAAGUAAAGGCUCCUCCUCUCGACAGAACCAGUCCAACUCAUCUCAUCUCAUCUCAUCCUACGUCACCCUAAGGAGAGGACUUGGGAGCUCUGCAGCAAAGGAAAGACCUAAGAGUGCCUUGGAGUGUCUGUCAUCAACUUCCGAAGUCCUGCAGCCCUCGAGCAGCCAGGCCAGAGGCCGAAUGACUGCGGAGGAGCAGCUGGAACGAAUGAAGCGCCACCAGAAAGCGUUAGUUCGGGAGCGCAAGAGGAACCUCAGCCAGGGCGAGCGUUCCAGCACGGGCCUGUCUGCCUCCAGCGUCACCGCCCAACGCUCGUCGUCCUCCUCAAGGCUGCCCUCGAGCACGUCCGACCCUCCAGCCUCCGUGUUUGACUGGCAGGAGGAGCGACCUGUGGCAGAAGGUCAAAGCGAUGAAGGGUGGAAUCCAGUCAAAGAGAGGGGCAGGAUCCAGUCAGAUGAGUGGGUGACAGUAACAGCUACACGCAUAAGAGAGGUGGAUGUGGAACCUCUCGACUAUGACCUGGAUAUCAGCCGAGAGCUGUCCAAACCAGAAAAAGUUCUCAUCCCCGAGCGCUACAUUGAGUCUGACACCGAUGAGCCUCUUAGUCCAGAGGAGCUGGAGGAACGUGCCCGUCGGGCUGAGCGAAUCAAGACCCUGCUGGCCAAAUCCAGUGUCCAGAACAUACAGCCAUCUGCACCGCUGGACUUCACUGAGCUGGAUUCAGCUCUGCAGCAGCAGGAAAGGAUCAUGAAUGUGUCCCAGAUGCUGGCUUCAGAGGCCUCGCGCAAGAGCAAGCUUGUUGCAGGGACUGAAAGACUGGAGAGCUGGUGAGCAUAUCUGGUCCAGCAAGAGCUACUGCAGACCACUGAUCCACAGGAACGACCGGUGCAACAAAACGGAGCCUUUGUGAAAGGAGCUUGAACUGGAAGGAUCUAAUCAUUGGAAGUGGACUGAUUUACAUAUAACAAAUGCCUUUUUUUAAUGAUUGAGGACUAAACACAUUUUUUCAAGAGUUUUUCAUUCAUAUUUCUGAAGUGGUAUCAGGUUUUCUUGCUUCUGCAAUUACACUGCACAUUUAAGUAAUUAUUUUUAACACAAGUUAGUUGCUUUUUUAAACUCUACAUUUACUUACCUGUACUGUUGACAUGAAAGUUUUAGCUGGAUUUCAUUUCAGCUGGAUUUCAGUUUUAAAUUGCAGCGAGAUCACUUUGACCAUUAUUUAUUGCAGUGUUUAGCUUCAUGGGCUUCGUAUACUUUCCCAGCACUGUCACUUGAUGAUCCAGAACCCGUCAGUCAUCACAAAAGCAUUAAAAAAUAAUACAGUUUAACACAUUAAAAGAA
Pundamilia nyererei is the source of this 4719-nucleotide messenger RNA. RefSeq names its product pleckstrin homology domain-containing family A member 7-like. Gene Ontology annotation, molecular function: protein binding. NCBI's taxonomy places the organism in Eukaryota, Metazoa, Chordata, Actinopteri, Cichliformes, Cichlidae. The coding region runs from base 187 to 4209 and encodes 1340 amino acids. The record is from RefSeq and is a predicted model, not a curated record. The transcript is spliced from 27 exons.